GAGAAGAGUUUAGGAAACAGCAACACUCUAGAGAUACUGUACUAUGCAGUUGUCUUUAAUAUUCUUCAGAAAUGUGUGACUCUAUCUGAUUUAAAUGUAACAGACAGAAAGAAUCAAUAUAUGAAUUUAAAAUUAAAAGAAGAAGAGACAUCUCUUAUUAUGCAGGGUUAAUUAGAUCUUUGCUGCUCAGUAUGUUAGCUUUAUAAAAUGUUAAAUCACCUUCAUUUGGCAGCUACUUAACAGUAAAGUGACCUUAGAAAGAUGACAACUUCUAUAGAGGAGAAAGAACUCCAGGAGAGACUGAGAGAAGCAGCUGCUUUGGGAGAUAUUGGGGAGGUCCAAAGACUGGUGGAAUUCGGAGUGAAUGUCAACUCUCAAAAUGAAAUCAACGGCUGGACUUGUUUGCACUGGGCAUGCAAACGGAACCAUACUCAAGUGGUGUCUUAUCUGAUAGAGUCUGGUGCUGAUAAGGAGAUUCUCACAAGUAAAGGAGAAACGCCAGCCCAGUUAACCUCAAAGAGAGAGAUUAGGAAAACAUUGGGAGUGGAAGAGGAUGAACUUGCAGAUUUGAAGCAAGACUCAGACUUGCCAAUUGUCCCGGAUUAUUUGGCUAAUCCACCUUUCCCUUAUGUUUAUAACACAAUGAGUAACAGCAUUCCAGACCCUUCCACUGGCUCGCUGAAUGGAAGCUUCCCCGUAUCCUUAGAAUUGCAAGCUGUAGAUUAUCCCAUUUCAUUACCUCGAGUCAAAGCAUGCGCUUCUGCAACAUCACAACAUGAAAAUGUUGCUUCUGCAGUGGCUGAUAAUGAAGAUAUGUUGACAUCACCCGGAGCCUGUACCAUGCCAGAAUGCCCGAAGCCUGUAGUCCAGAAUGGUCCCAUUCACCAGGCAUCUGUGCCUCAGAGCAGAAGUUUCCCUUCUCCAGCUGCAUCAAAACAGCCUGUAUCUCAGCAACAGAAUGGCUCAUGUCUGGGGCCUAUGCCAACAUUUCAGCCAUUUUUCUUCCCUGGAGCUUUCCCAUUUAAUAUGCAAGAACUGGUGCUUAAGGUGAGAAUUCAGAACCUUUCUCUUAGAGAGAAUGACUUCAUUGAAAUUGAACUGGACAGACAAGAACUAACCUAUAAGGAACUGCUCAGAGUGAGUUGCAGUGAACUGGGUGUUAAUCCAGAACAUGUAGAGAAGAUCAGAAAAUUACCAAAUACGGUAUUAAGAAAGGACAAAGAUGUUGCAAGACUUCAGGAUUUCCAAGAACUGGAGCUGGUUCUAAUAAUCAAUGACAAUAACUUUCUGUUUAGAAAUGCUGCAUCUAUAUUGACUGAAAGGCCUUGUUACAACAAUAAAGCAUCAAAACUGACUUAUUAACUGUUUAAAGCAGCAUAAAACAAAAUAUUUGUAUCUUGUGCUUUAAAGCAAUGAACUUAUAAGGGCUAAUAUCCUGAAAAAUUCUAUUUUAUUACUUUUGAGAUAAAGUUGACAUGUCAUGCACAGUUACAACCUACAGCUCAUCUCAGACUAACUUGCUCUGAUAUGAAACUGUGCUUAUGAAAAGAAAGCAAUGGUAGAAUUCUGAGUCUAUUCAUGUAGCACUCUGUUCCUUACACAACAGUAAUCCCUGACUUCAAACACUGUAGAGUUAGAAGCUCUCAAGGAAAAGCUUAAAUUGUUCUAAUAAUUGUUAGCUAUAAAAUAGCAGAAGCACUUAUGCUGAAGGACAGAACAUGAAACCCAUUUAGUGUUUGAACCAAAUUACUUAAUGUGCACAGACAUCCCACUGUCAUUAAUAGGAGAUACAUGCGUGAGGUGACAAGCAAACAUACCCCUUGUUUAGGAGGAAAAUGGAAGGAUUUAAGUCUGUGGAAGAAGCACAAAACUCCAUUUGUCUCGUUUAAGUAUUAAGUUACUAAUUAGAUGUGGUUUCUUAAACCUCAUUUAUAAAUAUUUCUCAGGUUGAAGAUAAAAAAUUACAGUUGUUACCCAAAUUGUAAAUAUACCAUUGACCAAAAUAGCUAGGGUUUUUUAAAUCUCAUGGCUGCUUCUCAACACACGGUAUUGAAAUGUUUGAUAACAAAAGGUCCUCUUCCUCUCUCUCUCCUUCUCUCUUUUGUUGCUUUAUGAUCAAGAAGUUUCUCUACUGCUGCUUUAAAAUGGCAGUUAUUUUUCACUCCAUGGACAAGUCAAUGUGAUUUCCACAUGAGAAAGGAGCACAAAUAUUGCAGUUCCAUUUUCCUCCAACUCAUCCUUUCAUGAACAGAUCAAUCCCUGAAACCGUAAAUUUAUUAUGUAAAAAGGAAGCUAGUCAAAUGCUUAGCAUUUUAAAAACUGGGAUGACAUUUGAAUCUUGGGAUUUCUAGGCAUUUUUUUUCUUUUUCAAAGACAACUAUUUAUGUUUCUUAUUGCAUGGUCACCUUUUCACAUUCCUGCUAACUUAAAUUCAGUGUUAUGCUCCUCUGCUAUGAAAUCCUGGAAUAAAUACAUUGGAAAACAUUCAAGUUGAGUAAUCUGUUAAGGAUUUUUUUAUCCAGUUUAUUCACUUUUUUUUUAAAAUUUACAAAACCAUCCUCUUUAGCAGAAAGGACCUAAUCUGUUAACCUAGCUAUAGAAGUAUGUACUGUACUGAGAAUUAGAUGGAUGAAAGCUCUAGAUAACAGGAGAACAUAGUUGACUGCUGAUUUGAACUCUCUCCACUAUUAAGAUUUUUUUCUUAGUGCCUUUCUUUUCCAAAGAACCUAACUUCCUAACUCUUAGUUAAUUGGAUUUAAGCACUACACAUUAACUUAGGGUUUAUAAAAUGGAUAAUAUCAGUAGAACAGACUGUAACAAGAUAAGUCUCUUCUCAUGGCAUAAAUGUUAAAGGAGAGAUGCGGUGUAGUCUGAUCCAGGGACAAUCUGUUUCUUUUAUACCAGCUUACUGAUGUUGAUCUAACCACUGUGAUGGAAGUUUAUAUAGUAGAACAAUUGCUCACCAUAUAAUUACUGACCUGCAUUCUUACUGACUGACAGAAGAGACCUAUUUUAGGCUUUUGUCAUUCAGAAGCCAUUUUAUCUGUAAAAGUACUGUCGUUUUUAUGAAUGAACUGGUAUGCUUUACCAGUGAAAAGGUCAGCCAUUGGAUUGACUAAAUUCAUUUGGUAUAGUGAUUAUAUUACGCAGUUGCUGGUAGCUAUCUAUGCAUUCAAAGGAAUAUUUUUAUACUUAUACCUUAUGCAAUUUAUAACUGAGCAUAUUAGCUUUGCUAACUGAAUUAAUUGGAUAACUGUAUCAUGUGAACAUUAUUGUGUCUGACCAUCAAGGAUUCAUUAUCUUUGUGCAUUGCUACGUGAAAAUGUUUAAGUAUUAUUUAUGUAUUAAAUGACUUGCUUGGCUCUAGAUUCUUGUUUCUAUUGAACUUGUAUUCUUUUUAUAAUUAAUAAAUUAUUAUUAU
Trachemys scripta elegans is the source of this 3421-nucleotide messenger RNA. RefSeq names its product ankyrin repeat domain 40 (gene ANKRD40). The transcript is spliced from 5 exons. Gene Ontology annotation, molecular function: protein binding. The coding region runs from base 262 to 1362 and encodes 366 amino acids. NCBI's taxonomy places the organism in Eukaryota, Metazoa, Chordata, Testudines, Emydidae. The record is from RefSeq and is a predicted model, not a curated record.